CAACUGGUUAAUACUGGCUAAGAAAACCAAGUGAAGAUAAGCGCCUGAUUAUUCACGUCCUCAUCGCCUGCAUUUAAUCCCACUACCGCCAUUGCAAACCACGGAAGUGCAAAACGAAAUCCUAAAAUCCUGCAAAGAGAGAAAGAAAAAAGAGAGCGAGAGAAAGGGUUUUAGAGAGAAAAGGAUACACACACAGACGGGGCAACACACAUACACACAAACGCACACAAGACACACACACACACAGACACACACACACAUUGGUGCACCCGCGGACGUAGUCUACACACGUUAUAUUUUCUUCCCUCCUGUUUUAUUCCAAGGAUUUCUGCGAUUCUUUCCGAUUAAUUCCCCCGUUUCUCCCUCUCCUCCUCCGGCCAUCUUGUCGUCCUCCUCGCCCCGGACUCGUUAGCUCAGUGAAUUUAGCGAAUUAUUAGCGAAUUCGUAGUGAAUAUAUGGACCUUUGAGCCACAGUCAUGCCUCCCAAGAACAGGAAAGUGGCCGUUAUGGGAUACAGAAGCGUGGGCAAAUCCUCCUUGUGUAUCCAAUUCGUUGACGGACAGUUUGUGGACAGUUAUGCCCCAACUAUUGAGAAUACCUUCACAAAGAAUCUGAGAGUGAGAGGGCAGGAGUAUGGCCUGGAGCUGGUAGACACAGCUGGCCAGGAUGAGUACAGUAUUUUCCCUGCACAGUACUCAAUGGAUAUCCACGGUUACGUCCUCGUCUACUCUAUCACUUCCGAGAAAUCAUUUGAAGUGGUGCAGAUCAUAUAUGAUAAGAUCCUCGACAUGAUGGGCAAAGUGACUGUUCCCAUUGUCUUGGUGGGUAACAAAACAGAUCUUCACAUGGAACGUGUUGUGACCACAGAUCAAGGACGCAAAAUUGCCGAGCUGUGGAAGGCUGUUUUCCUGGAGACCAGUGCCAAGCAACAUGAAGCUGUAAAUGAUAUCUUCACACGCGUCAUUCUGGAGAUCGAGAAGGCUGACGGCAACAUCAGUCCCGAGGGAAAAUGCAGAGUAUCAUGAAGAUCCUGGGUUAUAGGAUGGACUUUUGAAACAUCUUUUCACAAUUAAUUCAUCAAAAUUAUAUAAGAAUUAAAUUUGAAUAGCUUAAGAAUAAUAGUGAUAAUAUUACACCUAAUAAUAAUGAUUUUAUUUGGCCUUGAAAAAAUCUAAAAAAGAAAAAAAGAAAAAAAAAUAAUGACAGUAAUAAUGAUAUAUGAUUUGGAAUAUCUUUCAGAAAUUUUAUGAGGAGGGAGAUGAAUUAAUUUAGUCCAGGAGCCUUGUGUGAGUUUACGUGAAUAUGGGUUGGAUUAUAUUUUGUAAGUAUAUGUACAGCAUGUUUUAAUAUCAUACUGACUUAGCCAGGGUGCCUCAUUGGUAGACCAAGUACUCAACAUACAACCUAACCCAUUUGAGACGUUAGAUGCAAUUUUUGCAAUAUUCUUCAUUUUAAAAGAAAAUCUACUUGGAGUAUAUAUAUGUCCCAGAUCCUCCCUGGGCAUAGAAGGAAGUUUUUUUUUUUUUUUUUUUUUCUGUCUCUCUCUCUCUCUCUCUCUCUCUCUCUCUCUCUCUCUCUCUCUCUCUCUCUCUCUCUCUCUCUCUCUCUCUCUCUCUCUCUCUCUCUCUCUCUCUUAUCCGUUUUAUUUUUCAGGUUAAGAUACAGUGUGAAAUUUGGUCAUUUUUUGAAGCAAGUUACUGCCUCAUCCUAAAGUGUAGCUGUAAAUAUAUUUCAUAUAAGAGUGGGAACUUUAUUUUUAGUUCUGUGGAUAAUGGAGAUCAAGAUUAAAACAAACAAAAAAAAAAUAAUCUAGUGUAAGAGGAAAAAAAAACAAAACAAAACUCAAAAAAAAAAAAAAAAAAAAGAUUAGUAAUUAAGUGAAAAUCCCAACCCCCCCCUUCCCUUCCCCUCCCAAAACCCAGUUUCAAAUGACAUCACAAGUUCGUAGACGUUCCCAGUUUUUGUAGCGUUAGUGUGUUGCGGGGGUUUAGAGUUUGAGGCGUGUUCGUAUCCAAUAUUUUUUCAUCAUAUUUUUUAUUUUGCUACCUAAAUGAUUCUCAGACACAAACAGGAAGUGUGAUUGUUUAGUGUAAAGAAUUGUAAUAUAGGUACUUGAUAGAUUUAUUUGCAACUGAGAGUUUUUGACUUCUGUAUUUUGUCAAAUGUAAAGCUGGAUACAGAGUGUUGUUGAUGAGCUGAAGCUUCUGUUACAGGAAGAAUUCAGAAUCUUACAGAAACUUGGUAUACUAAGUAGAAGUAAAAAUGACAUUUUCUUUAGUAAAUAAACUUUGUAUGAAAUUAUAUUUUUUAUUUAAGAGCUGUCAUGUUUGAUAUAAUUUUUAUAUUAAAUACAAUGUGAACUAAGAAUGGAGCAGUAGAUGGCUUUUAUUAUGAUUAUUUUGUGUUAUUGAGUUAUAUUGUAAUUGUAGCAUAAAAUGUUUGUCAGAGA
This is a messenger RNA of Penaeus chinensis, 2449 nucleotides long. It is a transcript of the gene Rheb, whose product is annotated as GTP-binding protein Rheb homolog. Gene Ontology annotation, cellular component: plasma membrane. Gene Ontology annotation, biological process: small GTPase-mediated signal transduction. Lineage: Eukaryota; Metazoa; Arthropoda; Malacostraca; Decapoda; Penaeidae. The record is from RefSeq and is a predicted model, not a curated record. The transcript is spliced from 5 exons. Gene Ontology annotation, molecular function: GTP binding; GTPase activity; GDP binding. Bases 477 to 1025 code for a protein of 182 amino acids.